Messenger RNA from Hermetia illucens (black soldier fly), 1915 nucleotides. RefSeq names its product TNF receptor-associated factor 3 (gene Traf-like). Lineage: Eukaryota; Metazoa; Arthropoda; Insecta; Diptera; Stratiomyidae. The transcript has 8 exons. Bases 356 to 1864 code for a protein of 502 amino acids. Gene Ontology annotation, molecular function: protein binding. The record is from RefSeq and is a predicted model, not a curated record.
UUUUUAAAGGUUUUGCGGUUUUAUAGAGAGAAAUGAGAUCGACUGCGCUGCUCGUCAGCUCCGGCCUGUUGAACUUUUGCUGGCUACAAAAGUUACAGCCAAUUGAAUUUUUAUCUUCGCUUCAUUAGCUCUCCUAGUCAGCAUUAGAUACAUUCUGAGUGCAAAUACAUAACAAUUGGAGGAAAAAAGUUGUAAUCGGAAAAGUGAUGUAAGAUUUUUUGUAUGCGUAAAGUCGCAAUCCGGGUGAAUAUCGACGUUUGUGGCUGCAUAGAUCUACCGAGACGUGCGUCUAAUAGUUCGGUGGAAAACCAAUCGCGACAUCACGGUUUAAUUAGUGCAACUAAAAAGUGCCAUUAUGGAAAGCAACGAUGAAGCAGCUCCAAAGUUGACUCAGAUCAAAUACGAGAAGACGUCGUGCUACUUUUGUAACGAAUGGCUUGACACGCAGAGCUUCAAGGAACACAUCAUUCAUUGUGGGCAGGUACUCGAGAAAUGUCCCCACUCUUGCAGCUCCUAUGUUCCACGAAAAAGAAUGAAUUCACACCUGAAAACUUGCCCCAAAGUGCGAAGUGGUGCGACGAACGGUGAAACGAAGCCUGACUUGACUGAAUAUGAGAAUCGGAUACUUAUCCUCGAACAGGAUAUCUCAGCACUGAGAUCGGUUCUUAAUGAGGAAAUCAAGCAGAGGUUGCAUCUGAUCACCGAUGUUGGCAGUCUGAGGAAGCAUAAUCAGAUUUCAGAAGAGUGGACGCAGAAGGUAGGCGAUGUGUUAAGCGCCCUCAAGAAAUGCAUCAAUGAGGAGAGAGCAGCAAGAUGUUCUGAAUUAAAGAAGUUCGGUGAGGACAUGCAGAAUAUAUAUCACCAGUUGCAGCAAAUCCAUAAUUGGCAAAUGGCAACAUCAGGCCGCAUAGAUCAAAUUCACAAUAAACUCAUUGAAGAGGAGAAUGUUCGAGAACAAAUCAUAAGCACGAUUGAAAAUAAAUCUAAAUUCUCGGAGAACUCAGUUUUUACUUUAACGGAAGAAAUGGAGGAACUUCAACAACAACUAUCAAAAAUGUCCGUGAAAGCAUCGCAGUCAGCCGAACAAAUUUCAAUGGAAAUCCUACGAUUCGAAGAAUUGCUUAAAGAAAGGGAAGAACAGGAAAGGACAAUGCAACAGGACCUCCAGACUGCCUUUGAGACUAUCCAACUUGACCUUCAGUCGAAAUUCGUAUCGAAUUCUGAAUUAAGUACAAAACAAACAACUCUCGAUUACGAGGUGAAAAGCAUGAAAAACAUUGUUUGCAACACAGAAGACAGAUGUGAUAAACUUGGAAAAGUAGUGGAGGAAGCAGACCGAACAAUCCACGGCACCAAGCAAGCACUAGCCGACUUAGAGGUUCACCUCCUCUACCAGAAUAAAUUGCUGGGAAUCCACAACACGAGAGGUCAUUUGAUAUGGAGAAUUGAUGACUAUUCAGGAAAGUUGCUUGACGCAAAGGAGCAUGAGACUUGCCUGCAGAGUCCGAUGUUCUGCAACAAGCAAUAUGGCUACACACUUAGACUGGAUGUUCAUCUGAAUGGGAUUGGAAAUUGGAAAGGACGAAACGUGAUUGCGUGUCUGAAUGUGGUGCCGGGCGAAUAUGAUACUUUACUGCCGUGGCCGUGUAAGCUCGAAGCGGACAUUAUUCUUAAGGAUCAGCCGCCGGACUUGAGUCAGGCACAAGAUUAUCUGCGGAAUUUAAUUGUUAAGAAAAAGAAUGAGGAGUAUGACAUUAACCAGUAUAUUCAUAUCCCGCAUAAAAUUAUUUCGAGUCGAAACUACCUGCGGAAUAAUGCUAUCAUUUUGGAGGUGAGGGUGCACAAGGUGCGAGGUGGAAGCUAGGUUUUGAUUUGUUAGUUAAUGUAACUGAUAAAUAUAUAUAUAUCGGUUCUA